AUGCGUAAUCUGAAAGAAAAAUUUGAUUCAGCAAGGAACCGCUUGCUUGAAUUUGAGAGAAAGCAACCAGAUGAUGGUUCAACAGAAGAUAGUAUAUCUCCAAGACCAAUAGUAGUUUUCACUGGUGUAACACCUGAAAGAUACCAACAGUUUCGUAAUAACGAAGAACGAAAGUUUCACGUCUUUAUCCGUUUGGUCGACGGAAAAGUUAUUGUAUACGAUAUGCCUAGCCCUGUCCACGGACAUCUACUAGCCGAAUUUAUUUAUAUGAUAAGAAAUUGGCACGGUCAACUUCUUGUGAGUACCGAUGUGGAUCUCAAUGUUGGUAAUAACACAUACUCCCCUGAUAUCCUGGUUCAACCACUACUGGUUCCUGUGGUUCUACCUACAGUAAUGGAUCCAAGAAUGGUUUUAGAGAUUGGAAAAACGGAGUCUCUCCAAAGUUUGCAUGAUCUACCAGGAGAUUACUUUUCUGCGGGGACCAACAUCCAAGUUUAUUUAGGGAUAAAGGUGUGGCCUCGCCGGGUGAAUGGGACCGCCGCAAUGCUCGCUCUGCUCUACCUACGUAAUAAUGUAAUCCCAAACCCGUCAUCAAACACACCACCCACAAUAACCUUACCAAACACGGUGCCAAACAUCACAAUUUCAUUUGGAACAGCACCUCUCAAUCACGAGCUGUUGGCCUUUGUUGCUAAUACCAGUAUACCGAAUCACAGAAUUACCGGCUUCUUACAACCUGGUGAUAUUGCUUGCACGGCACCUAACAUGCCAAAUUAUCAAAUAGCAAUCUCCACAAAUUUACUCUUUUUCGGUAACCCAAUGGGUCCUCCACCUGGCGUACCCAAUAAUUUCAAUUUAGAUUUGUGGAUUGUACAGGGUAGAACUUUGAUUUAUCUGCCCUGA
Molecule: messenger RNA, 903 nt
Organism: Ambispora leptoticha
Lineage: Eukaryota; Fungi; Glomeromycota; Glomeromycetes; Archaeosporales; Ambisporaceae
Source: the annotation of a GenBank genome assembly